Molecule: messenger RNA, 1313 nt
Organism: Pyrus x bretschneideri (Chinese white pear)
Lineage: Eukaryota; Viridiplantae; Streptophyta; Magnoliopsida; Rosales; Rosaceae
Product: calcineurin subunit B-like
Exons: 7
Coding region: 403-930 (175 amino acids)
Molecular function (GO): calcium ion binding
Source: RefSeq, a predicted model, not a curated record
CGCUGUCGUCACUUCCUAAGACAAAAACAAUGUCUGUUUUUCAAGUUUAUCGUUGCUGACAAACUAUAGCUCCUCUCUUAUAUUUUCCCCAACAUAUCGUAUCAUCAUCUUAUCUGAUCGUCCAACCAAUCCAUUUGGCUCAGAUUCCAGCUACCUUUUCUCUCGUUUUCCUAUUUAUUCCCACUUUCUGUUUGGCUGCCGAGAAAAAGAAAACAAGCAAUUCUGGUAAUGACCCUUUUGAUUUUCAAGCCGCCUAUACUGAAUCGCUGCCCCAGAAAUGCAUAAAAUUAACUAUGUUUGGCGAUGAAGGAUAAGAUUUUGUCAAGUUUUGAUUUUUCUUGGCAAGUUUUCUCGGCCGCCAAACACUGCAGCCAAAUCUUUUGAAUUUUGUUGUUAGAACCAAUGGGGAAUGCCUCUUCCAUGCUAACUCAGUACGACAUUGAAGAAGUCCAAGAACACUGCAACUUUUUAUUUUCUCAGCAAGAAAUUGUAUCCUUGUAUCAAAGAUUUUGUCAACUAGACAGGAAUGCAAAGGGUUUUAUCUCGGCUGAUGAAUUCCUAUCGGUCCCCGAGUUUGCGAUGAAUCCACUCUCUCAGAGGUUGCUUAAGAUGGUCGAUGGGUUGAACUUUAAGGACUUUGUGGCCUUCUUGUCUGCGUUCAGCGCUAGAGCUAGUAUGCAGCAAAAAAGUGAACUUAUUUUCAGGGUAUACGACUCAGACUGUAAUGGAAGGGUGUCUUUCAAUGAUAUUUUAGAAGUGCUGCGUGAUUUGUCGGGUUCAUUCCUGUCUGACGAGCAAAGAGAGAAAGUGUUGACUCAAGUCCUGCAAGAAGCAGGGUAUACAAGGGAAUCUUAUUUGACGUCAGAUGACUUUGUUAAGGUUCUUGGUAGUUAUGGUCUGAAAAUGGAGGUUGAAGUGCCAAUCGACUAAGUUAAGCUGGCCUGGUUUUUUCUUUUCCGUUCGAUUUUCCCCCUGUAUCAAUUCAAGAAGAAGUUUGAAGUGGCGGGUAAACUACAUCGACAAUCCCUGCUGCACAAAUUAGAUGAAAGUCGAUGCGGACACCCUGUAUAAAUGCUUCUUAUUCUCUGUUUCCAAAGUCAAUAAAACAGAGCAGGCAACCAACCUGUGUAUCGAGUACAAUAAAAUGUCAAAUCUCUGUUUUUUUUCUUUUUCUCUUCAAUUUUGUGGAUGGCUACUUCUCCAGGUCCUCUGUAAAUUAUUUUGUACCUUUCGUUGUUAUGGUCUCGUACAUUACGGAUUCACCGGAGCGGGAUCCCUCCUGUCGAAAUGAGAAGUUGAGAACAUUGUGUCUA